This is a messenger RNA of Lactuca saligna, 1929 nucleotides long. NCBI's taxonomy places the organism in Eukaryota, Viridiplantae, Streptophyta, Magnoliopsida, Asterales, Asteraceae. The record is from the annotation of a GenBank genome assembly.
AUUUAAAAUCAAUCAAUUUGGACAAACAAAGUUAUCAGCUUAAGGAUCACGUCCAAAUAUCUCCAACUUCAAAGAAAACCAGGAUUGUAGUCAACAAUGGCAUAACAUCUUCCACCUACUUACAGAAAAUUUCAUAUUUUGCCAUAGAUUUCUUCGGAACUUUCAAUAAUUCACCCCCAAACAUCAAAUUUCUGAACUUCUGCCAUUCAUGCUUAAGUAUCAUAACAUUGUGAUUUGUGCUUUCUUUACAAGCUUCAUCCUGUUUUACAUCCAUCUUAGCAAAUAUUUUUGAAAAAAAAAACUUCUGUUUUGCGUGUAAGUAGUCAUUCUUGCACUGGUAAAUGGGAUUAAGAUGUAUUCACCCUCACUAAUCAAAACCCAUUUCAUAAAAUUUUCAAGAAAUCUGGAAGAGAGCGCCAAUCAGAUCCAAGAUCCACAUUUGAGGAGCGUUGACUUCGACUAUUGAUGUUUCUUCAAAGGCCUUCAAUGCUUUUCGAGUGAUGUUCAUAUCUAUCGGAUAAAUCUUAAAAUACCCAUUUCAAGAAACUCGUUGUUCAAGUUGUGAGAAAGCUGAAUUUGAUGGUGGAGGAAGGGAAAGGCAACGAAAUCUAUAACAAGGAAGAGCAAGUUGAAGCGGAUGAAAAUGGAAGCCCCAAAAGAGGGAUCUUUGUGGGGUUUAAUAUUAGGGGCCCAAUCGAUUGGCUGAGAAUGCUAUCAAGGGAAACACAUUGGAGUUCUGUGGUCGCUGUUGUGGUUGUUUAUGGAAUAAAUCAAGGAUUCGGUGGAUCUCUUGCUAGAGUGGGCACAGAGUACUACAUGAAAGAUGUGCAAAAAGUUCAACCAUCUGAAUCACAAGCUUUCACAGGAAUAACAAAUAUUCCAUGGAUUAUUAAACCCAUUUGGGGUCUUCUUACAGAUGUCGUUCCCAUUUUCGGGCAUAGACGCAGACCUUAUUUCGUUCUUGCUGGUAUUGUGGGAAUUCUAUCGAUGUUUUUCUUGUCGUUCCAUGAAAAGCUGCAUAUUGUGCUAGCACUGGCGGCGCUAACAGCCGGAAGUGCUGGAGUUGCUAUAGCAGAUGUGACUAUUGAUGCGUGUGUAGCACAGCAUAGUGGCGUUCAUCCUUCUCUUGCUCCAGAUAUGCAAAGCUUAUGUGCCUUGAGUUCUUCCAUUGGAGCUCUAAUCGGAUUUUCUUUGAGCGGUGUCUUUGUUCAUCUAAUUGGUCCCAAGGGAGUUUAUGGGUUGCUAAGUAUACCAUAUGCGCUUGUGGUACUGGUUGGUGUUGUGCUAAAGGAACCCCAAUCACCUAGCUUUGCUUAUAGACAGAUCCGUGAGAAAUUUGUUGAUGCUGCUACGGUUAUGUGGACUACUCUGAAAAGCGAGGAUGUAUGGAGGCCAUGUUUGUAUAUGUAUCUCUCGUUUGCUUUGAGUUUGAAUAUCUAUGAGGGCCUCUUCUAUUGGGAAACUGAUUCAAAAGCCGGCCCAUCUUUCUCCCAGGAGGCUAUUGGUUUUGUUUUAUCGAUUGGCUCAGUGGGAUCCCUUUUAGGAAUGCUAGAUCUUGUCUUCAUCCUAAGACUGAACCUUAAACUAGGAAUCCCAGAUUACUUCUUUGCGGUUAUCGAUGAAAGUGUGUUUCAAUUAGUCGGGCGUUUAAAAUGGAUGCCACUACUUGUCUUAUCUUCACAACUUUGUCCACCUGGCAUUGAAGGCACGUUCUUCGCUUUGCUCAUGUCAAUUGACAAUUUUGGCCUCAUGUCUUCAACAUGUGAUGCUGAGUCAUUGGGGUUUUCACGUAUGGAAGUAUUGAGUGUUUUAGAGGAUAGUGAAAAUGGUAUACAAGUAACGAGUAGUUUAGAAGAAGAUAGUGAAAUAUUGUUGAAACAUGAGGAGGAGGUGGAACUUUCGCCACUUGUUACUAGUGUUCGUAGUUGA